AUGUGCCCUCCUAAAGCUUUGCCCAAAGCGAGAAAUCGCUGGAAAGAUUCUGAAUCAAUUUCUCUAUGUUAUAUGUUAGUGAGCAUGAAUAGUGUGUUUCAAAAGCAACACGAGAAUUUCCCUGCUGCCAAAGAGAUCAUGAAAAAUUUAGAAGAUUUACUCGGAGCCACUCUGGUUAAAGAACGUAUGCUUAAGCUUAUGGGAUUCUUUGUGGAAGCGGAGGACAAUGGGGGUGAACUAGGCGUGAACACUCAAAUUGAAAUAGUGUUCAAAUCCUUAACCAAGGAGUUUGUUGGUUUUAGGGCCGUUUACAACUUGGGGAACAAGACACUUACCUUGGCUCAGCUCAUGAAGGAAUUACAAUCCUAUGAGUUGAUGUUGAAUGGUGGUAAGCCGGUUCAGGAGAAACCUGAGGCAAACUUAGCUGUGGGUCCCUCAUUCUCCAAGGGGAAAUAA
Messenger RNA from Gossypium raimondii (Peruvian cotton), 456 nucleotides. RefSeq lists its product as uncharacterized. The transcript has 2 exons. The record is from RefSeq and is a predicted model, not a curated record. NCBI's taxonomy places the organism in Eukaryota, Viridiplantae, Streptophyta, Magnoliopsida, Malvales, Malvaceae. The coding region runs from base 1 to 456 and encodes 151 amino acids.